GCUUCAUGCUCGUGCAAAAAUCUCGAUGCAGGAACGGCUACAAGGAAGCGACCACAUCCCAACAUUUAUACAGCCGCAACCGCCAAUCAAACUCACUUAGAGUCUGUUGUAAUGACCGCCGACAAUGUUUGCCAUCCUCAUCACGACUCUCAUCACGACUCUCAUUGACAUCACACACGUCACCACCGUCACCCCUCACCAUCUCGCUCACGACAGUUCUUGGCUGGAUCCCGAUCUCACAGCAUCUAGGCAGUUGCCCUGCUUGCCGGACUGCUUUCACUUUUGGCUGCCGCUUUGUUUUCGGCGGCAGUGCGAACCUUGUGCAAGCUGCAAAGGUUCUGGCGUACAGGUUUUUUCUUUCAUUUUUUUCUUUGCUUUUUUGCUUUUGACAGGUCGCUUCUCACCUCAACGCAAACUGCGCCGGCUUACCUGCUCCGGCUGCACUGGCAAACACCACGGCACGAUACUAGGAGUCAAACAUCUGCCUUCCUGCCGCGGAAGCCAAGAACACCCCAGUCCAAGGCAGUCAACCCGACCCAGAACCCAGCCGACUGCUCUUUCCCGCAAAGUAACCUGCGUGGUCUGGUCCAGGCCGCGCCUUUGAUGCCUCCACAGGGAAUUGUACCGCUCUUUGUCUGCCGCCUCCCGGGCAGCCUUGUCACGGCGAGAUACACGCUGGCUGGUUCUUGUUCAGCCACCACUUCUCUUUGUUUACCCCCUUUGACUGUUCGCUCGUCAACUGCGCCUUCAAUGGCUCCUUUAAGCUUCUGGCUUGCCCCGGGCAGCAUCAUCACUCUCCAAGCUUUGGCCGACGUGUAGCCUGCCGUCGCCUCAUCAUCGACCAUGGCUCUCCCCCCCAUAAACCUUUUCGGCACACUCACUCUGAACCUGAUCCCUCUCACACCUAGACAAGACCAUCCAUCUAUCCUGCCUGUAACCCUACUGUCUCUACUUGGCCUCCCGUCUCUACUUGGCCUCCCGUCCAAAUCUGUGAACGCUCCCCCAUGGCACCACCACACGACCGUUCACUCCGACGACGCGCCCCCGCAGGAUUUGGUCAGAUUCGGAGGGCCUAUAUGGUAAUGCCGCGGGCCGUAAACGCCGACUCCAAAGCCUCCAUCGUCCCCAGGCCGCAGCCGCCCGAGCCCGCCUGGCUGCCGAGCACCGCCGCCAUGUCUUCACGCCCGAGCCGGGCGCUGCGGCCCGAGACCGAGGUGUGCCAGAUAGCCACCGGCAAGAUCUCGCCCAACCCCAACUGGGCCCGCGCGGGGAAGCGAAUCCAUCGUGAAGUCUAUCCUGGCUAUGCGAGAUGGUUCGCCCGCCGGGGAGGCACCGAGGAGGACGAGAAGCACCUGCUGCUCUUCCAGGUGGUAGCAAUCCUGUUCUUCGACCGCGAGUGCGCCGGCGAGUUCCCCGAGAUUAGCCGGCCGUACAGCCCGCUCCAGGUCACGCAAUUGUUCUUCCCCCCCGAGAACGACCUGAUCAUGUUCGGGGGCACCACCACCACCACCACCACCGCCGCCGCCGCCGCCGCCACCGCCGAGCCCUUCUCCAGCAAGCCCCGCGCCGACAUCGACACGCCGCUCCCGGACCUGCCGUCCAUGUGCGACCUGCGCCUGAUCCUCGAGUACCUCCUGUGCAUCGACUACAAGCUGCCGCAGCGCCCCACGCUCACGUCGGUCAACCCGGCGAGCCUCGAGUCGUUUGCGCGCAUGUCGAAGCGCCUGUACGACUUUGUGUGGCGCUGCGAGGAGUGCCGGCCGCGCGACGGGGACGACGAGCCCAGCCUCCGCCGCUGCAGCAGCGCCCGCAGCAGCCUGCGCUACCCGUCGGCCGCCCAGGUGCGCGCCGCCGAUGCGGCCGCCCAGCUGGUGCGCGGGGCCGCCCUGCUCCUGGGUCUCAACUACACGGACCUGGCCCUCAUGUGCUUCCACUUCUACCGCCUGUCGUGGGCCGCCCUGCCGCCGCACGCCGACCUGCCCGGUACUGCCGCCGCCGACCUCUGCGCCCACGGGUUCGGGGACGGCACGCUUGGCGACGCCGCCGCCGCCGGGGACAUGCCGCCGCUCGAGGGCGAGGGCUGGAACAGGGGCGACUACAACAGCCCCCCCAAACCCGAUGCAGGCGCCGGCGACGCCGACGACGACAAGACCCGGUCGCCCCUGGUCUUUGGCCGCGGCGGCGGCGCGUGGGGGUGGGGGUUCGACACCUACAGGGGCUUCCGCCAGUCGCUGCCGCACCCGCUCAUCUACGGGCGGUGGCAAGGGUCGCUGCCUGUGGGUGUGCGGGACCGGGUGCUGCGCAAGGCGUCGGUCGACGCCAACGACGUGAUCCCCGCCGUCGUCUUUGACCGCCGCCGCGCCUGCGACCUGACGGCCGCCGCCCGCGACCUGGCCGCCACCCACGGCAUCACGACCCUGUCCCUCGUCCGCGCCCACCCGCAGCCGCCCGAGCCAGAGGCCCUGAUCUCGAUGGGGCUGGGCGAGGCCGUGACGGCCAUCACCGACAGCGUGUUUGGCGCCGCCAUCAGCGCGAUUGGGAAGCUGGGGGGCGGCGGCGGCGGCGGUGGCGGUCAGCAGGCGGCGGCGGCGGCGGCGGCGGGUGGUGUUUCGCGCGACUGGGAGGUGCUCGAGGAGGACCUGCCGCACGGUCGGGACGACGACCACGAGGCGGACGAUGAUGUGCCCGACGGGUGGGAGAUGAUUUGAUUCUUCUUCUUUUUUUUUUUGGGUAUUUUUUGUAUCCAGUAUCCAGCGGGUGGGAAUGAAUGGCGUCCGGAUCUGGUGGCAAUAACGAGGCAUCGCACACACACAGCGGGGGGAUCAGCCCGCCAACCAAAAACAAAACCUGCAGAGAUGCCCUCCCUUUAUACGUUUUUUUUAUUAUGCCUAAAAGUACCUACAAGUUUGUUCCUAGCCCAACUUACCGACGUACCGGCUGUCUUUAGGAGAUAUAGACUAGAUUUGCUUACAUGGGACAGAAUUACAUUGAUAUUUAUGCCAG
Molecule: messenger RNA, 3003 nt
Organism: Gaeumannomyces tritici R3-111a-1
Lineage: Eukaryota; Fungi; Ascomycota; Sordariomycetes; Magnaporthales; Magnaporthaceae
Exons: 2
Coding region: 1005-2708 (567 amino acids)
Source: RefSeq, a predicted model, not a curated record